Messenger RNA from Paramuricea clavata, 1626 nucleotides. Lineage: Eukaryota; Metazoa; Cnidaria; Anthozoa; Malacalcyonacea; Plexauridae. The record is from the annotation of a GenBank genome assembly.
AUGAAUGUGGAGGAAACAAGAAUAAGUCUUCUACAUGGUAUAUCUUUUAAUGCCAAAGGAAAAUUAGUAUGGCUUGGAACGUUUCAGCAUUUGCAACAGUUUGUUGAAGAUAUACUGAAUUUGUCAAACGGUGUUUGGGAUGGCCCUGGCGGCCAUGAUAAACGAUUCAAAAGUGAAAAGAUUGAUUUAAGAUGGUAUCCAGACACGAAAUCGAUCACACUAAGUGGAACGCUUAAAGAAGAGAUUAAAGCUAAAUUAGAAUCAUUGGCAUGGGUCUCAAAAAGUUUGGCAAAUGCUGAAGAUCAUAAUAAGAUUGCUGACGACCAUAACGAAAAAGAAAUGCAUACUAAUGAUGAAUAUAAGCCUACUGACAAAGACCACGACCUGUCCCUGGAGGCUUUUAAAAAUCAACUUCAAGUUCUUAGCAAACAGGUCAAUGAAAAUGAAUCUGCCCUCAAAAUUAUCCUAAACGAGCGUGCUGAGAAACAAAAUUGGGCUGAUGAUCAGAAAUUGGUUAGUGAAUUAGCAGGCCUAAGAGAGGAAAAUAACACACUAAAAAAUGAGAACUUACGCCUAAAGAAUGAAAACAAUGAUCUAAAUGAAAGAAUAAAUAGGGAAAAGGGAAAGACCAAAACAGCCGAGGAAGAGAGAGACAGCAUGAUCACUGCUAUGCGCCUAUUAGUUGCAGAGUCAAAUACAGUGAUCGAAAAGAGCCAAUUACCGAAGCAUAACCCCGAAACCGAACAAAGCGGGCCCAAUGGAGCGGAUGAAUGCACAACACGGGCACAGAUGAAAGAUGCCCUAAAACCAAGCAUUCAAAUAAGCAACAAUAGACCUACUACAUCAAACACUGACAUAGGAAAUAACGAAGCCGAAGAACCUGAGAUAGACAGCGAUGAUCAAGUUAAACAUUCAACCCAUAUCCCAACUCAUAAUCGUUAUACGCCACUUAGCGUAGAAGAAGAAACUACCCAAAGAGAAACAGUGUAUAAACACUCUGAAAGCAAAUCGAAUAUCGUUCUCAUCGGCGACUCUAUGGUCAAAAAUAUAAACCCUCGGAAAUUGUCAAGAAAACGAGUUAACAAAUUUAUAUAUCCAGGCAAAACAACUGAGGAAAUUGCUUCUGAAAUCCAAAAUAUAAGCGUACAAUCACCUACGAGUACAACUCAUGUUAUUAUUCACGCAGGAACAAACAAUCUCCCGAUGGACUCGAGCAGCAAAUGUGUAAAGAGUGUCAAAGGCUUAUGCGCUCGAGUUAAAGAACGAUUUCCUGAUGCUAAGCUAGGGCUCUCAAGUAUAAUUCAAAGAAAAGACAUUGACGUAUCAGGAAAAAUUGAUGAGGUAAAUACUCAACUAGAACACCUAUGUAAUGAACUAGGUUAUACUUUUAUUGAAAAUUCAAUCAUAGAUGAAUCUAGUUUAAAUGGCAGUAAACUGCACUUAAAUACAAAAGGGUCUGCUCUCUUAGCAACGCGUUUUAUUAAGUCCCUGAACCCAAAUAAGCAAGUACACAAUCAGGCAACUGCUGCUGGUACUCAUAGCCCAUCGGAAAAUUUUCUGAGGGAUUUGUUGAACUUGGUAGCUCUAACACAGACUCCAAUGCCACUACGAAGACGAACUCGUUAA